Coregonus clupeaformis (lake whitefish) is the source of this 1842-nucleotide messenger RNA. RefSeq names its product isocitrate dehydrogenase [NAD] subunit gamma, mitochondrial. Gene Ontology annotation, molecular function: NAD binding; oxidoreductase activity, acting on the CH-OH group of donors, NAD or NADP as acceptor; magnesium ion binding. The transcript has 13 exons. The record is from RefSeq and is a predicted model, not a curated record. Gene Ontology annotation, cellular component: mitochondrion. The coding region runs from base 33 to 1214 and encodes 393 amino acids. NCBI's taxonomy places the organism in Eukaryota, Metazoa, Chordata, Actinopteri, Salmoniformes, Salmonidae. Gene Ontology annotation, biological process: isocitrate metabolic process; tricarboxylic acid cycle.
CGCGUGCAUGCUAUCAAUCAGAUUGCAUCAAGAUGGCCGCUUCCAGUGCAGCGCUCUCAAUGUCCAAAAUCAUCAAACCCAUUUGGUGUGGACGGUUGUCAACGACGGCAAAAGUUUUUGGAGCCACAGUGAGCAGUCGCAGAGAGAAGUCAACAGUAGGACAAAUCAUUCCUCCUCCUGCGAAGUAUGGUGGCAGACACACUGUAACUCUGAUACCUGGAGAUGGUAUUGGACCAGAACUUCUCAAUCACGUCAGGGAGCUCUUCAGGUUCAGCUGUGUGCCUGUGGACUUUGAGGUAGUGAACGUCUGCUCAGCUACUGAGGAUGACAUCAAUAAUGCCAUUACUGCCAUCCGCCGUAAUGGAGUGGCCCUCAAAGGUAACAUUGAAACCCUCCACACCCUGCCUGCUUCCCACAAGUCCAGAAACAACCUCCUCCGUACCACUUUGGACCUGUAUGCCAACGUCAUGCACUGUAAGUCCCUCCCUGGAGUCCAGACUCGCCACAACAACAUUGACAUCAUGAUCAUCAGGGAGAACACUGAGGGAGAGUACAGCAGUCUGGAGCAUGAGAGUGUAUCAGGGGUGGUGGAGUGUCUAAAGAUCAUCACCCGGACUAACUCCCUGAGAAUCGCUGAGUAUGCCUUUAAAUUGGCCCGGGAGAAAGGUCGCAAGAGGGUCACUGCCGUCCACAAGGCCAACAUCAUGAAGCUGGGAGAUGGUCUGUUUCUGCAGUGCUGUAGAGAGGUGGCUGCUGGGUACCCUGACAUUGCCUUUGACGCCAUGAUAGUCGACAACACCACCAUGCAGCUGGUGUCCAAGCCCCAGCAGUUUGACGUGAUGGUGAUGCCCAACCUGUAUGGUAACGUGGUCAGCAACGUGUGUGCCGGCCUGGUGGGAGGGCCAGGGCUGGUGCCGGGGGCUAACUACGGCCGCGACUAUGCUGUCUUCGAAACGGCCACCAGAAACACAGGGAAGAGUAUUGCUGACAGGAACAUUGCUAACCCCACUGCCAUGCUACUGGCCAGCUGCAUGAUGCUGGACCACCUCAAGCUCCAUGAUUAUGCCUCUAUGAUCAGGAAUGCAGUCCUGACGACCAUGAACGAGACUCAGUUGCACACAGCUGACAUCGGGGGGCAGGGCACCACCUCUGAGGUGGUCCAGGCUAUCAUGAGGAACAUCCAGAGCAAGGGGCCUCUCACCAGCGAGCUCUGAACACACACACAUACACACACACACACACACACACAUUGUGGAUGUGUCUCGUAUGUUUAAAAUGGCUGUAAUGUACUGUAUGUGUGUGCUGAGUAAGUGGGGGUGUGUUUGUGCAUGUUUGUUUCUAUAGUGAUGCUCCUCUGUGUUGUUGACGUGUGAGAGCGGUUCAGUCCUGUCUUUAAACACACACACACACACACAUACCUUUCAGACUAGCAGUGUAUUCAUCAGUUAUCUUCUCCUUUGCACACUUUUCAUUCAUGUCUAUAAUAGCAUGCUGUAGUGAAGAAGUAAAAGCAAGGAUCUAUCUCUUAGGUUUAACCCCAGGACAUGAUAGCUACUCUCUGCUAGGUGUAUCCUACAACCCAGUACAUGAUAGCUAGAUUGCAACACCUUCAGCUCCACCUGGAGAAAUUGGCUUUGUUUGAUUGUAUUUAAGCAACUGUUCUUAGGUACAUUUGUCACUCAAAUAUCUAUAUACUGUCUCUUAUUAAUGUACAGUGGUUGAAAUCUAGAGGGAACAAAGCACGUUUACCUGCUAAAUCAAAUGGGUUUGUUUUGGUUUCAUAUACUGUGGCUGUAUGUAUGAAAUUAAUAUUAUCGAUUAAAAUAAGGUUAUCUAAGCCUA